Messenger RNA from Alosa alosa (allis shad), 2486 nucleotides. It is a transcript of the gene hnrpkl, whose product is annotated as heterogeneous nuclear ribonucleoprotein K, like. Gene Ontology annotation, molecular function: mRNA binding. The transcript is spliced from 16 exons. Lineage: Eukaryota; Metazoa; Chordata; Actinopteri; Clupeiformes; Clupeidae. The record is from RefSeq and is a predicted model, not a curated record. Gene Ontology annotation, cellular component: cytoplasm; nucleus. Gene Ontology annotation, biological process: regulation of mRNA splicing, via spliceosome; regulation of transcription by RNA polymerase II. The coding region runs from base 107 to 1405 and encodes 432 amino acids.
AGAGUGAAUGCGCACAUCUUUACGACAUAUUUGGAGUGGCGGACGGGGGCGGUUACAGAUUCCCGGAGUGAGGAGCCCGUUCGCAUUUCACCGGUGGUAGAAAACAAUGGAGACAGAAAUUGAACAGCAGGAGGGAGAGACUACGUUCAGCAACACUGACACUAACGGAAAACGCCCUGCUGAGGACAUGGAUGAGGAACAGGCCUUCAAGCGGUCUCGCAACACAGAUGAAAUGGUGGAGCUUCGUGUGCUACUGCAAAGCAAGAAUGCAGGAGCUGUAAUCGGCAAAGGUGGCAAGAACAUUAAAGCCUUGCGUACAGACUACAAUGCCAGUGUAUCAGUCCCUGACAGCAGUGGCCCAGAGCGCAUCUUGAGCGUUAGUGCAGAUAUCGAAACCAUCGGUGAAAUUCUCCUCAAGAUCAUCCCUACUUUGGAGGAGUACCAGCAUUACAAUGGCAUCGACUUUGACUGUGAGCUUCGCCUACUUAUCCACCAGAGUCUGGCGGGAGGUAUCAUUGGGGUCAAAGGUGCCAAAAUUAAGGAGCUUAGGGAGAACACCCAGACCACAAUCAAGCUCUUUCAGGAAUGUUGUCCUCAUUCCACCGAUCGUGUGGUUCUGGUGGGGGGGAAACCGGAGCGAGUGGUGGAGUGCAUCAAAGUCAUCCUGGAGCUGACUUCUGAGGCCCCGAUUAAGGGUCGUGCCCAGCCCUACGACCCCAACUUCUAUGACGAGACCUAUGACUAUGGUGGCUUCACUAUGAUGUUCGAGGAGCGUGGGCGCAGGCCCAUGGGCGGGUUCCCCAUGCGCGGCCGCGGAGGUUUCGAGCGGAUGCCGCCAGGCGGCCGUGGAGGUCGCCCCAUGCCCCCCUCCAGGAGGGACUAUGACGACAUGAGCCCCCGCCGCGGUCCACCACCUCCACCACCUGGCAGGGGAGGACGCGGGGGCAGCAGGGCACGCAACUUGCCCCUUCCCCCACCGCCGCCACCUAGAGGGGGAGGUGACCGGUUUUCACACCAGAGCUAUCACGGCAAUAUGGAUGACAGACCAAACGACAGAAGAGGGCGGCCUGGAGAUCGCUAUGACAGCAUGAGUGGAGGCUAUGACAAUAAUUCUUCUUGGGAGCCCUUCCAGUCAGGUGGACGAGGAUCAUACAGUGACAUUGGGGGACCAGUCAUCACAACACAAGUCACCAUCCCUAAAGAUUUGGCUGGCUCCAUCAUUGGCAAAGGUGGGCAGAGGAUCAAGCAGAUCCGCCAUGAGUCUGGAGCCUCCAUCAAGAUUGACGAGCCUCUGGAGGGAUCUGAGGACCGCAUCAUCACAAUCACGGGCACACAGGAUCAGAUCCAGAAUGCACAGUACCUGCUGCAGAACAGCGUGAAGCAGUACUCCGGCCGCUUCUUCUAGACGACAACAGAAACCCCCAAGCCAAACUGCCAUGAGCCCCCACACCCAAAUCCCACCCCCACUCCGGUUUCAGACCCGCUUCUUUUCAAAGCCGACAUUCCUCUCAGCCUCUCUGGGUAGAUGUGCCCCCCCUCUUCAUUUAUUUACUCAUUCAGUCAUCUUAUCGUUUUUAUUAAACAAAAGAAGCGAAAAAGUAAAAAAAAAAAAAAAUACUGCUAUGUGUAAAAUGUCUGGAUAUCUUUUAAAAGGCAGCAGAAUGAGUUAUUUUCUCUCUUUCUAGUAUGACUAUUUUGUUUUGGUUCCUCUUUGUCUUUCUGCUUGUAAUGUUGGAGGGAGCUCACCAGUUUGUCCAAGUUUGUUUUGGCCUUACCUGAGCUGCAUGCAGUGUUGGUUGCAACCAUGCAGAAUGUAAUCUUGUUUUGUAACAUUUUUAUUUAAAAAGAAAAAAAUAAAUGAAAUAGAAAUUUCUUUUUGCCAUUUUUUUUCCCCUUUCUUUUGGUUUUGAGUUGAAACAAAAGCGUUUCUUUUUUUUUUUUUUUUUUAAAUGUAAAUAUACAUGGAUUGUUUUGGUAAGAGUUUAAAUAUCAGUACAGUUUUUUUAUUUUGAAAAAUUUCCAUCUAUUAUUAAUUGGCUAAAGAGGGUGCGAGGGUAUAAUGGGGUGUAUUUUUCUGUCCUUUAUCGUUUUUCUAAAAACAAAAAAGAAAACCCCACCUGAUUCUCUAUGCUGUGUGAAGCCACUCUGACGACAAGAGUAUGUGGGGUGGGACAGACUGACCAUUUCUACUUCACAUCAAUGUUUGGGAUCCCUCUAGCUUUGAUGACGCUUGUGUUUUUGUACGUCUUGUUCGUAAGCAUUUUUAACAUUUUAGAUGGGGAUCUUACCAGGCACUAGUCAAGAUUGGGGGCGGAAACAAAAAGACGAAGCUUUUCUAUGUAGCUGCGUAGCAUGUCCCCCCCCACACCCCUCGUCCUCUUACUCAUGUCCGUCUCGGUCUCUUAAUCGCUCUCUUUGCCCCUCUGGUCUCUGUAGAAUGUGCUGCAAGUGUUGAGUAAUAAAGUCUGUGCCACCUUUUACUAAUA